AUGAAUCACCCUGUUUCCUCGAACAUAGUUCUUCCUGGGCAGGCACAGUAUCCGGCGUCGUCUCCUGGCGCGCCAUCGGCUCCUGGUUGUCCGGCAGAACCGUCCUCUCCUGGCUCUCCUGGUACUCCUGGUUGUCCAGCGUAUCCACGUGGUCCUGGAGUUCCGUCGUUUCCUGGAGUUCCAGGUGCUCCCUUUGGUCCUUCUGGUCCGCAUGGUCCAACAUCUCCUGGCUUUCCAUCGACUCCCUUAGCGUGGCGAGUUCCGCGUGGUCCUGCUGGUCCGCGUGGUCCAGUUGGUCCUGUUGGUCCGGCCUUUCCGGCUGGUCCGGCUGGUCCAGCUGGUCCUGGAGUUCCUGGUUGUCCUGGAUGUCCGUUUGGUCCUGGCGCUCCGUUUGGUCCCUUGACUCCUGGCUCUCCAUCUGGUCCUGGUGGUGAGAGCCUUUCCGUUGACUCCUGGCUUGCCAUCGACUCCUGGAUUUCCGUUGAGUCCUGGAGCUCCUGGUGGUCCACGUGCUCCUGGUGGUCCGUCUGGACAUCCUUGAGAUUGGAGUCCACAGUGACAUUGGCUGUUGCUACGCUUGUGACGUCCGAAGAGUGUCUUGAAGUUUGGUGGAGCAGCAGUUUCACCAGUUGGGUUGACGUGAAGGGACAAGAUACGGGACCAUGUCUCAUCGGACUUCAUCUGAAUAUUCAAAAUUUAAAGACUAGCUUUCCAGUAAUCCAGGAGGAAAACCUUAAAAUCAUUCAUGCCAUCUGUAAUCUCCAAUUGCAAGUUGUUCAAGUCGGAGAUGAUGUUUCCAACAGAAAUGAGCAACAUGCCAGUAGCAAGGAUUGA
Molecule: messenger RNA, 834 nt
Organism: Caenorhabditis remanei
Lineage: Eukaryota; Metazoa; Nematoda; Chromadorea; Rhabditida; Rhabditidae
Exons: 3
Coding region: 1-834 (277 amino acids)
Source: RefSeq, a predicted model, not a curated record